This is a messenger RNA of Psylliodes chrysocephalus, 2427 nucleotides long. The record is from the annotation of a GenBank genome assembly. NCBI's taxonomy places the organism in Eukaryota, Metazoa, Arthropoda, Insecta, Coleoptera, Chrysomelidae.
UACAAAUAAUUAAAGAAGAAAGAAGAAGAAAUAUUGAAAAAUAGAAUUGGCAACACGCAAAACGUAAAAACUGGUGUAAUAAAAUAAAUACUUCAAAUUAAUUUGAACGUAUUAUUUUGGUGUUUUCUCCGUUGUUAAUAAUAAAAUGUGAUCUAUUUGAAAAAUUUCUUAAUUUGUUAACAGUAAGUGAACGAUUAAUAAAUAUGUCAGAAGCUGUAAAACCGGGGGUCCAACCUCUGGUAAAAAUCGGCCACUAUAUUUUGGGCCAAACCCUAGGAGUGGGCACUUUUGGUAAAGUAAAAAUAGGCGAACAUCAACUUACUGGCCAUAAAGUAGCCGUUAAGAUAUUGAAUAGACAGAAAAUAAAAAGCUUAGAUGUCGUUGGAAAAAUCCGUAGAGAGAUUCAGAACCUAAAACUUUUUCGACAUCCUCAUAUUAUAAAAUUAUACCAAGUUAUUAGCACUCCUACCGAUAUCUUUAUGAUUAUGGAAUACGUUUCUGGCGGAGAAUUAUUUGAUUAUAUUGUAAAACAUGGAAAAUUGCAAGAACAUGAAGCUCGCAGAUUCUUCCAACAGAUUAUCUCUGGAGUUGAUUAUUGUCAUAGACAUAUGAUCGUUCAUCGUGAUUUGAAGCCUGAAAAUUUGCUCCUAGAUCAUAACAUGCAUGUUAAAAUUGCUGAUUUCGGUUUAUCUAAUAUGAUGAUGGAUGGGGAAUUUUUGAGAACAAGUUGUGGGUCUCCAAAUUAUGCUGCACCUGAGGUAAUAUCAGGUAAACUAUAUGCUGGACCUGAAGUAGACGUUUGGUCCUGCGGAGUAAUUCUUUAUGCUUUACUUUGCGGUACUUUACCCUUCGAUGAUGAACAUGUUCCUAGUCUUUUUAGAAAAAUUAAAUCCGGAAUAUUUCCUAUACCAGAUUAUUUGAACAAAAAUGUAGUAAAUUUGCUUUGUUCGAUGUUGCAAAUCGAUCCUAUGAAAAGAGCGAGCAUUGAAGAUACCAAAAAACAUGAUUGGUUCCUAAAAGAUUGUCCAGCUUAUUUGUUUCCAUCGCCUGUCGAACAGGAUUCUUCAGUUAUUGACACUGAUGCGGUAAAAGAGGUAUGUGACAAAUUUGGUGUUCAAGAUCCCGAAGUGCACAGCGCUUUGCUCAGUGGCGAUCCGCACGAUCAACUCGCAAUCGCUUAUCAUCUUAUAAUUGAUAAUAAGCGCAUCGCAGAUGAAGCUGCGAAAGCGGAACUCAAAGAUUUCUAUGUGGCCGCUAGUCCACCUCCGGUUAGCCCAAGUCCUGUACCUCAUGAUUCUAGUAACAGUCCCAUGAAACCGCAUCCUGAAAGGAUUGCUCCGAAUAGGCCUUGGCCUCCUACUACUACGACGUCUACGGUCGGUGAACGAGCCAAAGUAAAACGAGCCAAAUGGCACUUAGGCAUUCGCUCUCAAAGUAAACCGAACGACAUCAUGAUGGAAGUUUAUAGAGCAAUGAAGGCCUUAGAUUAUGAAUGGAAAGUUAUCAAUCCGUAUCAUAUUCGUGUCAGACACGACAACAAAUUACAAAAUAGACAUGUGAUGAUGUCAUUACAACUAUACCAGGUUGAUUAUAAGAGUUACCUACUGGAUUUCAAGAGUCUAGUCAACGAAGAUUCCGAAUCCAAUAUCGGUACAAUUUUAAUGGAAGCCAUUGCAACGCCUAUUCAAGCAGUGGCGCCUGGAAGUAAUAAACCGACAGGUCAUCAUACUAUGGAAUUUUUUGAAAUGUGCUCUGCUCUUAUUAUUCAGCUGGCUCGAUAAACGUACUAUCAAGGGUUGCAUGAAAAGUUUUAAAAUAAAAUUAUUAAGCUUAAAAAAAAUGUUUGUAAUUAAAUUUUUAGUGUACUAUUAAUUGUUGGUCCUUCAAUUUUAAUUUUAUCCAAAAUAACAGGUAAGCAUAGAGGAUUUAUCAAAAAUAAAACUAACAAAAUUAGCUAUUGUUACGAAAAUUUCAAUCAUAAACAAUACUCGUUUACAAAGUGAUUUCCAAUAAAAUAAACUAUAUAUCACUCAUUUGCCAGAAUAACGACACAAUUCAAAAAAUUUCAAUUCUUGAAUUUAUUAAUGCACCUUGUAACAAAUUUUCAAUGGUAGGUUCUAUAAUUAUCAUUGUUUCUGUAUAAAGAAGUUACUUUUUAUGUUAAUGCAAUGAUCUUAAAAUUGAUAAUUUUUGAAUUGUGUCAGUAUUCUUGCAAAUCGGAAUAUGUUACUUUUAUUUAGAACAAAAAUACUAAAUUUUUAUUAUUAAUCAUUCAAACUUAGUUUCUGUUUGCGAGGUUUAAGUUACCAAAUUAAAUGAUUGUGUUUGUAGAUAAAAUAUGAUUUAAUUAUUGAAAAUAAUAUGAUUAUUAUUGUUAUUGUUUGAUUGUACUUAAUUUAAUUUGAAAAAAAUACAGGUUUAAAAAUA